Culicoides brevitarsis is the source of this 1605-nucleotide messenger RNA. RefSeq lists its product as uncharacterized. NCBI's taxonomy places the organism in Eukaryota, Metazoa, Arthropoda, Insecta, Diptera, Ceratopogonidae. The record is from RefSeq and is a predicted model, not a curated record. The transcript has 7 exons. Bases 1 to 1605 code for a protein of 534 amino acids.
AUGGCAAAGAAAGGAGGAGCUCAACAAUUACAAGCCGAAAUAAAUACGGAUGAGGAGUUUCAGCAGUUCCUGGAAAAGGAUAUUGGCUUAUUAGUCAUGGAUGUGUACACGGAGUGGUGUGGGCCGUGUCUCGGCAUCGUAGGCAGUUUAAAAAAAAUUAAACUAGAAUUAGGUGGCGAUAAUUUGCAUUUGGCAGUGUGUAAAUCCGACACAAUCACGGCUUUGUCACGAUUUCGCAAUAAAAGUGAGCCUGUGUGGCUUUUUGCUUCGCACGGAAAGAUUGUUAAUUUGAUGUUUGGCACAAACGUACCAAAACUCAUGCGAAUUAUAACGGAAGAACUUGAGCUUGAUGCGAAAUAUCGUGCCAAGGAGGCACAACGAGUUUUUUACGAACUUGAUGAACUUUUGCCCGAGGAACUUGAACGUUUGGAGGAAAAGAAGAAAGCUGAAGAGGUGAUUCGUCAAGCGGAAGAAGCGGAAGCCAAACGACAACGCAAAGAAUAUCUCACUCAUGUCACGGACGAAAUCAAAGCUCACAUCACGGAUAUCGGAUGUACGAUUUUUAUGCCGAACAUUGGGCGGGAUAUCUAUAAAAAACUCGUGGAUCCCGCGGAUAAGUUUGAAUUGACAGCAAAAGAGCGGAAAAUAACAAAUAUCCCGAAGGAACAUCGUGAAAUUCUGUUUUUGGAUUGUCCGAAUCCGAUAGAUGAAGCGGUUCUGGAUUACGUUUUGAAGAAAGAUGUCAUUAUUAAUGCUUGGAAAUUAGCGGAAGGAGAACUGAGGACGCCUGAAGAUAUUUUGAAGGAAUUUGUGGGAUUGUUGACGAAUAAACAAGCGAUUUUGGACGAUGGAGGCAAUCCGAUUCCAGAUGCUUUUGAAAAGGAAAUGAUUGAACCGUUCACGGUGCCAGGUACAAGCGUCACGGUGAAGGGAUGUUGGACACCGCAUAAUCGGACGACAAAUGCAGCGAUCAUUUAUUUGUAUUUUCGAUCGUUUACUGACCACUUUUUACCGCCGGAUCCUGUUCCUGAGCCACCUCAUCUCUGUUGCAUCUUUGACGCAUACAAAAAACGAGAAAUCACAGAUUUAUGCAAGGAAUACCAGAAAGAUGUUCUUGCACUCGGAUACUUUUCAUCGGGCGAUCCCGACAACACAGAACUUUUGGCAAAGAACAUAGACAAAUAUAAUGAUCGAAAACCAGCGCCUACCGACAAACUCGUCAUCAAGUUGGCAAAAGUGAACAGUAAUGCAGUGUUAGCGUUCAAUGAACUCGGUCCGUGUUACAUCAGUCAGAACGCGGUUGAUGGUUUGCAUGAAUGUGCAAAAUUCUUUCCGAAAGGUUACGUGCAAGAUGACGAAGAGGAAGACGAUGAAGGUGGUGAAGGCGGAACUGGUGGAAAGAAGAAGAGGAAACGUAAGAAGAAAAAGGGAGCGGCCGCUGCAGGAGCUGAGGGUGCAGAAGGCGCUGAAGGUGAAAAUGCUGAAGGUGGAGAGGAAGAAAGCUCAAGCACAUCUGGAUCUCCUGAAAAACAGUCGAAUGAAGGAGACGAGCCAAAAGUAGAAGAAGAAUCGCACAAACGAAAGCCCAGCAAAGCAGUUGCCUAA